Molecule: messenger RNA, 831 nt
Organism: Prorocentrum cordatum
Lineage: Eukaryota; Dinophyceae; Prorocentrales; Prorocentraceae
Source: the annotation of a GenBank genome assembly
AUGUACUUGGACAACGCCGUGGCGCCUGGGACAUCGAUGUACUGCUUCUCCGUGUACAUGGCAGACACUGGCAGCGAUGGCAAAACCGAGCGCCCCGACGAGCUGAACUUGCUGAGGGCGGCGCACGACAGGAAGAUGGGCAUCUUUGCGUGCGAGCAGUGGGGCAUCUUCAGCGACGUGGCAGGCGACCUGAAGCCUGGCGUGCCCUUCGUGGCGGUGGACGAUGCGGACGGCGAUUUCCACAUCCUCAAGCGCAAGGAGACUGGCACGUGGAUCAACACAGGACUGCACACCCAGGUCUGGAAGGCGAUCAGGGCGGCCGGAGACUACAAACGCGCCGACUGGGUGGUCAAGGUAGAUUGCGAUGCGGUGUUCUUGCCGAGCCGCUUGAGACCCUUUCUUGCCUCCCAGGGCGAGCCUGGGAGCGGUGUGCCUGGCAUUUACCUCGAGAACUGCAAAUACGUCAAGUGGGGUUGGUUCGGAAACUUGGAGAUCAUGUCGUUGACUGCCGCUGACACGCUUUUCCCGAACAUCGAGUGGUGCAAGCAGGUCCUGGACUGGAAGACGGGAGUGGAGGGCGGCAAGUACGGGCCGAUGGGGGAGGAUCUCUUCGCUCAGAGCUGCUUGGACGCCAUGGGUGUGCGCCGCGGCGGGGCGUUCGACACUGUUCUGGACGCGGCCUGCGAGGCGGAUCGCCCAGAGGCCGAAAAGAAGAACAAGAAGUGGAGGCCCGAUUGCACCGAGAAGAAGACCGCAGCAUAUCACCCCAUGAUGAAGGUGGCUGACUAUGUGAAGUGCUACGAGAAGACAGUGGAUGCUUUCGGGUACUGA